AUGGCUGCCCCGUCGAGCUCCUCGUCGUCCCAGGGAGAAGGAGGGUACUAUUUGAUGGGAUGCCUCAAGGACGUACCAACCCUCAGGGGUGACAACUACACUGAGUGGAGAAAGAAAGUUGACCUGGUCUUUGUUUGUGCUGAGGUGGACUGGGUGGUUGACACUCCACAACCACCAAAGCCUACAGAGCCAGUCAGGGAUGCAAAAGAUGAUGAUGAUGCUUUGAAGAAAAAGAAGAGGAAGUAUGCUCCAUUGGAGAUGUCAUACACCCUCGAGAAUAAAAAGUGGCCCACCACCAAUAAAAAGUGCAUGGCUUUCAUAAAGAACAUAAUUGAGCACGCUAUUGUGGGCUCAGUUGCAGAGUGUGCUUCCGUAGGGAAGUACCUCGAAAAGAUAAAGAGGCAGUUUACUGGUUCUUCAAAGACAUAUGCUACCCAGCUGCUGAAGCAGGUGACAGAAAAUUACAUAGGAGGGGGACAUGGCAUAAGAGAGCAUAUACUUAGGAUGAGCAACAUGGCUUUUAAGUUGAACUCAUGGAUGCUGAUCUAG
Brachypodium distachyon (stiff brome) is the source of this 549-nucleotide messenger RNA. RefSeq lists its product as uncharacterized. The transcript is spliced from 2 exons. The record is from RefSeq and is a predicted model, not a curated record. Bases 1 to 549 code for a protein of 182 amino acids. Lineage: Eukaryota; Viridiplantae; Streptophyta; Magnoliopsida; Poales; Poaceae.